This is a messenger RNA of Galdieria sulphuraria, 1139 nucleotides long. RefSeq names its product 60S acidic ribosomal protein PO. The coding region runs from base 59 to 715 and encodes 218 amino acids. Gene Ontology annotation, cellular component: nucleolus; preribosome, large subunit precursor. Gene Ontology annotation, biological process: nuclear-transcribed mRNA catabolic process; ribosomal large subunit biogenesis; rRNA processing. Gene Ontology annotation, molecular function: RNA binding. NCBI's taxonomy places the organism in Eukaryota, Rhodophyta, Bangiophyceae, Galdieriales, Galdieriaceae. The record is from RefSeq and is a predicted model, not a curated record. The transcript has 2 exons.
AAGUUUUGUAAUAAAUCUUUAGCAUUACAUUUGUAUUGGUUGGUAUAUACCGUCCAUUAUGCCGACGUCCCGUAGAAGAAAGAAUGGAAUAAUUAAAAAGCAAGCUAAAAACAGACGACAAUCCAAUGCAGAUAUCAUAGAAGCCGUGACGAACUGUUUACAAGCUUACAAGAGCAUUUACAUCCUCAACUUUGACUGUAUCAGAAGUUCCAUAAUGAAGGAACUUAGAAACAACUGGAAAGACUCUCGUUUCUUUUUUGGUAAGAACAAAGUAAUGAGAUAUGUUUUGGGAAAAACAGAAGAGGAAGAACCCUACAAAGGACUGCAUCAAUUGGCUCCCUUUCUGUCGGGAAAUAUAGGAGUUUUGUUUACGAGUAGAACAAGAGAUCAAGUCCACGACUUUUUUGACAAUUUUAUUGUAAACGAAUAUCCAAGAAUAGGCUCAAGGGCACCUCGAGAUGUGGUAUUGAACGCGGGUCCUGUGGAUAUUCCCGUAGAGCUGGAGCCACGAUUGCGGGAGCUCGGAUUACCUAUUCAAGUACAGAACAACGAGAUAUUUUUGACGAGUGAUGUCCCACUUUUCCAAGAAAAUAGUGUUAUCAGUAGAGAGAGUGCGAAAAUUUUAGAAACGUUGUGUAUGCCCAUACUGGAAGCACGAGUCGAGAUUGUCGCUGAAUGGGACUCGGAAUUCGGUUUUUCAGCCAAUGAACGAUAGUGCAGUCGUCUUUUUAUCAUUUACAAUAUUUACAUAAGAGUAAUUUGAAAGUUUUUGAAGUAUACCUCAAAUUAUAUCAAUAUCCUCAUAUGAUAGUCACAUGUUUGUGGCAUUUCGUAUCAGUUUGUUGUUUACUAUUAUAAGUUGGUUUUGAGAUGACAAUAAAUUCUUGAAUGAUACAAUAACUAACCGCAAGAGUCUCAUAUAGUUUAGGACUUGGAUUCCCACCAUUUUAGACUCAAACAACUUGUCUCUGUGCCGACCCACUUGUCGUUCUUAAUACUUUAGAUAAAUUGUAUCUAGCCAAACAGGAAGACUAGAUUCAACUGAUAAUAGACAAUAAUUUUUUAUAAACGACAGCAAUCAACUAAUAUAUAUAUAUAUAUACAUAUACAUUCCUGAAACUGCCUUUAUGUUUCAAUUU